AUGGUCAACUACCAGGGAGAAAAUGUGGUCGUCAAGACCCUCCAGCACGUGGAGGAGCUGAGAAGGGAGAAGGCGCACCUCAGCAUGCAUAGACGAGAGGUUUUGACUCUGGAUGCGUUACGGGGGCAGCCGCACAUUGUGGGAAUGCUCGGCUUUUGUCAAACCACGGUGGUGACAGAGUACCACUCGGACAACUUUCUGAGUACCAUUUUCGGGCUACCACACGGACGAUCUCUUGGCCGAGUGGUUUCCUUGGCGCUCGACGUCGCCCAAGGAUUGCAGGCAUUGCACGAGACCGCUGGCGCAAUCCACCUUGACAUGAAGCCGCAACAGCUGCUCAUUGACGGUACUGGACGUGGAAAGGUCAACGACUUCAACAGUGCCCAUCUCAUGAGCGUAGAUCGUGUUACUGGAGAAUAUUGCCCAGCAAACGCAGCCAAGCCAGCUCGGAUAGUGCCGUGGAGGGCCCCUGAAAACGUUGCGGGAAAGCCCCUGUCAGAAAAGGUCGACAUCUACGCCAUGGGAAUGAUCUACUUCUCACUGAUUUCUGGUGGAGUGCCUUUUCCCGACCAAGAAGCUUUCGAGAGGGCAUAUGAAGCUAAAUUAAGGCCAGAGAUAGAUCCAUCGUGGCACAAGGGCUUCACAAGGAUUUUUCAAGACAUGUGGCACCAGGACCCCGAGCGAAGACCGUCUGCCCGACAAGUCGUCCUGCGCUUGGAAGAUCUACAAAGAGAGCUUUUAGUAGCAAGUUAUCCGUAA
Messenger RNA from Ectocarpus siliculosus, 759 nucleotides. The record is from the annotation of a GenBank genome assembly. NCBI's taxonomy places the organism in Eukaryota, Phaeophyceae, Ectocarpales, Ectocarpaceae.